ACGAGCCGCGGCAGCUCCCGGAAGUGACGAUUUGCCGGGCUCGGGACCGGGAUCGCGCUCGGGACCGGGCCCGGUGCGGCCCCGCCUCACCAUGGAGGCCUGGGUGCGCUUCAGCGCCCAGAGCCAGGCCCGGGAGCGCCUCCUCAGGGCCGCCCAGUACGCCUGUGCCUUGGCCGGGGCCGCGCUGAACCGCGCCCGGAACGAAUCUGGGGCCAGCUCCGGGACCCUGAGCCGCCUCCAGCACCUGGAAGCUCAUCUGAGCCUGGGCCGCAAGCUCCUGCGCUUGGGGGGCUCGGCCGAGGCCCUAGGGAGCGCCCAGCGCUCGCUGCAUCUGCCCGACCCCGUCCUGCGCUUCUGCCUCACCCUGUCCCACCUGAACCGUGCACUCUUCCUGGCCUGUGACAACGUCCUGUGGGCCGGGAAAACGGGGAUCCUACCCGGCCUCGACACGGACAAGUGGAGCCAGAGGUCUUUCAGGUAUUACCUGUUUGCUCUGGUGGUGAACCUGAGCCGGGAUGCCUACGAGAUCCGAGUGCUGCUGGAACGUGCGGAGGCAGCCAGGAAGCGUGGGAAGAGCCCGGAAAACAGGCCCCAGCUCCAAGCUGAUGGCAGGAUCCAGCGUUUCCGGCUCCACUUGCAGCUCCAGCUCCAGCUCCUGCUCCAGGUGCUCCGGGACAACCCCCCACUACUGCUGGACCUGCUCCGGAAUGCCUGUGACCUGGUGAUCCCACUGGAAAAGCUGGGGCUGUGCCGGAGCAGCCCAGGAUUCGUGGGAUUCUGUGGCCUCACCUCCUCCAUGCUCUCCAUCCUCACCAUACUCCAUCCCUGGCUCAAAUUGAAGCCUUAGUUAACCCAGGACCUUCCUUGGGAUGUUGGGAAUCCUGGGGGCUUAUCCCCGGGCUGUGACACCUCUGSAGCUGACUGGCACCUUCCAUGCCCAUCAAUUCCUGACUCCUUGGAGCCACAACGUUCCAGCAUUGGAUCCAGCGAUGGAUCCCACAGGGACAUCAGCUCCUGAAGUGUGCUUCUUCCCAUUGACUUUUCCAGCAAUUUUAGAGGUUCAACAUGCCCCUUUUCUGUCUGGGAAACGCCUUUAACAUGGAGCUAACUAAUGGGGAAUAUUUGGGUCUGGAAAAUGUGGAUUGCUGGGGGCUUCUCACAGUUUUUGUGUGGGCUGAAGCCAGGGGGUUGUGUGUAUCAACCAGAUUACAGCCAGGUAGUGUAUCCAGCCCCUAAUUGUUUGGGCAAUUUUCCAGCCUUAUAAGAAAUCUGAGUGCAGGGAGAGGGGACUGGGAAGAAUGGGUGUCAGGGGUCAAUCCAUGGCUUUAGUGAAAAAUUCAGACCAGAAUUUGCCCUCCUGAAUCUUUCCUGMAAGCCCCGGGGAAAGAAGUGACUGGAGUGAGUUGUGCCAACUGGAGGAUCUCUCCCAGCACUCCCAUAUGGAUUUCUCUCUGUCAGAGAACACGGAGAGGACUCGGCACCCUGAGUGCUUCCCAGCAGAUCCACCUGCCUUUCUCUGCCCAGAGCUGCACMAGAUCCACCUUGGCUGUACUUCCCAGGUAUCCUGUUCAGUGGUGUUCUUUGGGAUGAAUCAGAGCAUGGCUGGCUCUCUGUCAGGAUUCCCUGCAACCAGUAUUUCUGAUACUGCUGCCUCACUGAAUUCCCUUUUCCCCUGG
Messenger RNA from Malurus melanocephalus (red-backed fairy wren), 1676 nucleotides. It is a transcript of the gene PEX11B, whose product is annotated as peroxisomal biogenesis factor 11 beta. The transcript has 4 exons. Gene Ontology annotation, biological process: regulation of peroxisome size; peroxisome fission. The record is from RefSeq and is a predicted model, not a curated record. The coding region runs from base 92 to 847 and encodes 251 amino acids. Gene Ontology annotation, cellular component: peroxisomal membrane. Lineage: Eukaryota; Metazoa; Chordata; Aves; Passeriformes; Maluridae.